GGAUUGGUACGCGUCCCCAGCUCCACUACCUUACCAUUCACUCUUUUUUUGAUCGGGUUACCAUUCACUUUUAAUUCACUACCUGCGUACAUACAUGUCUACGUGGUGAAAAACACGUAUCGACGCCUCACGGGAUCAAAAAUUUGCUUCCCUCUCCGCCGCCCCACCGCACCACAACACUCUAAAACCCUCGCCACCCUUCCCCGCUCGCCCAAGCGCCGCCGCUCGCCGGAGGGUGUACACCGCCUCUCCUCCGCGAUGUCCUCCUCAUCCGGCGCUCUGCCGCAGCCCCGUCGCGGGCGUCCCGGACCCUGGCUCCCGGCGCCACGCCCGCAGCCGCAAGCGCAGCCCCUCUCCUGGGCCAAGCGCACGGGAUUCCAGUCCCGUGCAUCCGGCGAGUCCCUGCCCUCCGCUUCGGCUCCAAACUCUGGUCAGGCCCCCCUCCCCCGCCCCGCUGAGGCCCCUGCCGAUCUGGAGUCCGGCCCGGCCCGGCCCAACUCCGCCCUUCCGCCCCCUCCUGCCACCGCCGCGGGCAAUGCCGAGCGGCGGCAGCCCCCACCGCCGCCGCCUCAGGCAAGGACGCGGAGGAGGGACUCCGAUGGCGGAAGGCCGAAUGGACAGGCGGCCGCGGCAUCGCUUCCGCAGCUACAGGAGGAGGAGGAGGCGCCGGAGCGGCCAGUCCAUGUGAAGUACGAGCUCCGUGACACUCCUGGAAUAUUUCCUCUAGUGAUUUACGGAUUCCAGCAUUACAUCUCCAUGAUUGGCUCGAUCAUCCUGAUCCCUCUCGUAAUGGUUCCUGCUAUGGGCGGCUCUGCUGAUGACAUGGCAGCGGUGGUGUCCACAGUGUUGCUCGUCACAGGAAUGACCACAUUGCUGCACAUGUCCAUUGGAACAAGGCUGCCACUUGUGCAAGGGCCAUCCUUUGUAUACCUUGCUCCUGCGUUCGCGAUCAUCCACUCCCCUGAGUUCUUUGGGCUCAAUGACAAUAAAUUUAAACACUUAAUGAAGCACCUGCAGGGAGCUAUAAUAAUAGGAGGCGUAUUCCAAGUGAUUUUGGGAUAUACAGGCCUCAUGUCACUAUUUCUAAGGUUGAUAAAUCCAGUUGUCGUCUCACCAACGGUUGCAGCUGUUGGACUUUCAUUUUUCAGUUACGGGUUCACUAAAAUAGGGACAUGUAUAGAGAUGGGGAUUUUGCAAUUGUUGAUGGUGGUUAUUUUUGCGCUUUACCUCCGGAAAAUAAAGUUAUUUGGCUACAGAGUGUUUCUAAUUUAUGCGGUUCCUCUUGGAUUAGGAAUCACAUGGGCCGUUGCUUUCGUUCUCACAGCAACGGGUGUUUAUAGCUACAAAGGUUGUGAUGCAAAUAUUCCUGCCUCAAACAAUGUAUCAGCCUUUUGUCGGAAGCAUGUAUUGAAGAUGAAAUCUUGCCGUGUGGACACUUCACAUGCCUUAAAAUCUUCACCCUGGUUCAGAUUUCCAUAUCCAUUGCAAUGGGGCACUCCAGUUUUUAGUUGGAAAAUGGGCCUUGUGAUGUGUGUCGUAUCAGUUAUUGCAUCUGUUGAUUCUGUUGGUUCCUACCAUGCAUCAUCUUUGUUUGUGGCCACAAGACCACCAACAUCUGGAGUCGUUAGCAGGGGUAUUGGUGUUGAAGGUGUCUCUACAGUCUUGGCUGGCCUUUGGGGAACAGGAGUUGGGUCAGCAACGAUAACAGAGAACGUGCACACAAUUGCUGUGACUAAAAUGGGUAGCCGAAGGGCAGUUGGAUUUGGUGCUAUUUUACUUGUACUGCUCUCUAUUGUUGGAAAAGUUGGUGCCUUCAUUGCUUCUAUUCCUGAUGUUAUAGUUGCUGCUCUCCUUUGCUUUAUGUGGGCCAUGCUUUGUGCUCUUGGCUUGUCCAAUCUUCGUUACAGUGCCACAGGAAGCUCCAGAAACAGUAUUAUAGUUGGGCUUGCUUUGUUCUUGUCCCUAUCAGUUCCUUCAUACUUCCAGCAGUAUGGUGUACAUCCUAGUGCAAACUCAUCAGUUCCGACUUACUUUCAGCCAUACAAUGUUGCAUCUCAUGGACCUGUCCACACUGGAUUUGGUGGGGUGAACUAUGUCCUCAACACGUUACUGUCACUCAAUAUGGUCAUUGCGUUUCUGGUUGCUCUCAUACUUGACAACACAGUCCCUGGUGGCCGCCAAGAGCGGGGGUUGUAUGUAUGGUCAGAAGCAGAGGCGGCAAGGAGAGAAUCAGCAGCCAUGAAAGACUAUGAACUUCCUUUCAAGAUUGGGCACGCGUUCAGGUGGGUGAAGUGCGUUGGCCUGUAGCACGGUUUUGUGUAGUUUGUAGCUUGGGCCUAGUGCAUGAACAUCUCAAGUGAAGGAACCGGUUAGCAUGAGUCAUGACUGACUGUUUCGCGAGCAAGCUAGUAGUGUAUAUCCUAUAUUACUCCUUAGGUAGGUUAGCUUGUCCCGAUCAUCUAGAUUUUCAGAUUUUUUGAGACUACUGUAUAUCAUCACUGACGGUUUCUGCUCUUCUCCUGGUAUUUAGCUGGUUUUAGGGAUAUCAAUUUGUACAGGCGAUAGCCGAUAAAAAGUCUGAGCUACACCUGAGCUCUGUCUAGUUUUGUAUUAACUUAGCUUCACAGGAAUCUGAAAAUCUGAUAUUUUCAGUUGGUUGGUAGUUACCGCAGAAUCAGCACUUGCAUAAACCCUACCGGGAAUUCGGGCUGCCAUGCUGAAGUUGCGUCCCAGGUGUACUGCGUUUAAGGCCGGUUUCCAUACAGGCCUGUAUAUGUAAUUAUGCCUCGUCACUUUGCU
Molecule: messenger RNA, 2799 nt
Organism: Phragmites australis (common reed)
Lineage: Eukaryota; Viridiplantae; Streptophyta; Magnoliopsida; Poales; Poaceae
Product: nucleobase-ascorbate transporter 12-like
Exons: 10
Coding region: 259-2307 (682 amino acids)
Biological process (GO): transmembrane transport
Cellular component (GO): plasma membrane
Molecular function (GO): transmembrane transporter activity
Source: RefSeq, a predicted model, not a curated record